GCUCGAGUCUGACAGCCUUCAGGUGAGAGAGCAGAGCUGAGACAGCUGAGCUGAGAGAGCAGGUGAACCAGGAAGUGGCGCACGAAGAAAGAAACGUUCCCAACCCGAAAGGAAAGACUUUAUUAUGCUGAAUGCAGCUCAGACGAGCAGCUCUCCGCUUCUCAGUGUGGCAGCAUUAAUGUCAGACUUCAAACGAUGGUGCACGACUCUGUUCGGUACACCAAGCUAGACGGCAAUAAUCGAGAGGAAACACAUCAUGAGGGCAGCGACGAAGAACAUGAUGACGAAGAAGCAGAAGAAGUGACAGUUUAUUUGAGGCAGCCAUCUGAUGGACUGAAUGGAAAGGCCGUGAAAAAAGACACGUGGGUCCGGGUGACGGUGGCUCUAGUUCUGCUGGGUAUCGUCCUCGGGUGCAUGCUGCUUGAAAGGCAUGGAUGGUGGUCUGAUCCUGAAGGCCUGCAGAAUGAGCAUAACAAAGACGCGAAAACCCUGGAGGAACAUCACCACCACCAUGCAGGGGAGGAAGAUGAUGACCACAAAGAUGGAGAUGAUCACCACAACUCUGAUGGCCACUCUCAUGGGCAUUCUUCACUGUACCACCAUGGAGUUGUCCUGACAUCUUCAGCGAACUGCUCCAGGGUCGGUAAAGAGCUUCUGCAGGAGGGAGGAAAUGUGGUGGAUGCUGCGAUUGCUUCUCUGCUCUGCCUGGGAGUCAUCCACCCACACACAGCAGGAGUGGGUGGUGUAUUCUCGGCCAUUCUGUACAACCACACCACAGGAUCAUUCAAGACAGUACGUUCCAUUGCACAGCACUCACCAUUAGCCACUUAUGGGGUUCCAUCCAUUCUUCAGGGCAUAAAAGCGCUGCACUCUCAGCAUGGACGAUCAGACUGGAGCAGGCUUUUCAAGGAAGCCAUAGUGCUAGCUGAGGACGGCUUCUUCAUCGACGACGUCCUGGGCAGGGCCUUGGAGACCCACGGGAACGAAAUUCUGCAGUCCAAGCUGUGCAGUGUGUUUUGUGACACGAGUGGACGCGUGAAAUCGGCAGGCGUGCCUGUCGCCAACCGGAAUCUAUCAGAGCUGUUGCGGGCGGCUAGCCUAAAUGAGUCCCAUUUCCCAGAAACGCUGGCCAUGAAAUUGGCUGAAGACCUCUCGGCACGCGAGGGGCCCACUUUCUUAGCCGCCCUUCAGCGUAGCCAUGGAGAAAUCAAUGACUCCCUUAUCACGCAGGGAGAGAAAUACACUGUCCUUUCAGCCAGCUCCCCUUUCGCCGGACCGAUGCUAUCUGAUAUAUUAGAGCGAGUCAGGGAGCAAAGCCUUUCCUUUCAGAGUGAUGCUGGAGAUUUUAACAGGGCCGCCGCCUCUUUCUCCAGCCUCUUAAACUUGAUUCAAGGACCCAACAAUACAGCCCUGGCUGAGAAGAACCUAGACCUCAUGGAGUUAUUUGCUCUCAAUACGCGAAGCAGUCACAUCGGGGUGCUGGACAGGCAGGGUAAUUUUAUCAUUCUGACAGCUUCGCUCAAUGACACGUGGGGUUCUGGCCGGUUCUUGCCAUCAAGUGGAGUUAUCCUUAGCAGCUUUACAUCGGACAUCUCUGACUUGCCUUACUUUAGCUUUCCAUUGGUUCUAAAGAUCAACAAUGAUGGCGAUGAUGAGGAAGACAAUGAAGAAGACAGCGAAGUAGUGGUCAUUGCCACUACUGGAGGUUUUUCAGCCUUACUUAAUGCUGCUAUUCUCCUGCAAAGGAUUGACUUUGGAAUGGCUUCUGCAGAUGCCAUUCAUAGCCCUCUUCUCCAUCUGCAGCAGGGAAGCUCUACAGCUAUGGCCAUUUGCCUGUCUUCUAUUUCAAAUAGCUCAGACAUAUAUAGGCUGCUUUCAGAGACAGAUGGUGACCUACAGCAUGUGGAGGAGUGCUUAGAUUGUUCCCUAUCCAUGGUACUGAGGUUACAUGCAGAACAUGUUGGCGCAUAUGGAGCUCCUGCUAUCAGCACCCAUGCUGAUGGCUACUGAAGGAAGCAUAAAUAUACACCUUAGCAUUGCAAGAUAGGGCCACUCUUUACUUCGAUGGUCCCCUAUAGCUUAUCUACAGAUAUUCAGAACAAAUCCUCAUAUCUCCAAAAUGAUGUUUUGGAUCAUUUUGGAUAAUUUCUGUUGUUCCAGUCAUCAUGAAACUUUUAUGCAACAUAAAGGGCAGUUGGUGUUUUCAAAUUAUACUAAAUAAUAGAAAAUGACAAAAAAAAAGAUUAUAGGGGGUUUGGCUUGGAUUAGGACCAGGGUUAGGUUUUAGGUUAAGGUGAAAGUUAAGGUUAGAAUGAGCAUUAGGUUUAGGUUUUAGGAAGUUUUUUAACAGAUAUUAAAAUAAGCUUUAGAUUUUUUAAGAACCAAGCGUAGCUGCCUUGACAUAUUUUGUUACUUUCAACUGUUACGUAGUGGUAGUCAUUUGAUUCAACACAAACUCUUAAAGCUUUUCAGUGAUCCCUGUUAUUGAGGAUAAUUUUAAAUGUUAAAGGCGAAAAAAAAUAUUAUGCAAAGGCAAAGACAUACAGAACAAAAUAAUUUUAAUGUAUAAUCUGAACCCUUUCAUAUACUUACAAAGGUAACUUGAAGUCUCCACUGUGUACAUAAACAAGUCUGCGACCAUUUGCCUCAGCCCUGUCACCGGGUGUUUUUAGUUUGUGCUCUUAGUGGUAAUAUGUAUUGCUAUCUAGCUUUACAGAGGCACAACACUAUUGAUAUUUCUCAUGUAUCUCCAGCCUCCUCAUCGCUGCCCUCGAAAAGAACUUGGUGUUUUUCGAUUGGAUGGAUAGUGUAUUUAAUCCUCUGAUUGUUUACCAAGUGAUGACAAAAAUUCGUAUAGAAAGAAAUGCUGAUGACUUUGAGUCUGUAUACACUGAUCUAAUGGACAGGCAGCACAGCCGACUUGCAGAUGUAGAGUAGAUUAGUCCCAGGAUUUGACCGGGAACUACAACACAGAACACAUGUAUGACAUUGUCGGAAAGUUCCGUUUUUGUAGUUUAAGGUGGAUGUUGAAUUUUGUUGAUAUCUCAAACAGUUGUAAAAUUAAGUUUACUUGCUGUAAAUAUGACGCCAGCACUUCAUUUGUCAUAAAAGGAUUAAUGGAUAAUAGUAGAAGAGAAUGUGAUAUUUAGUAGCAUAUUUAGACAAGCAUCUACAAAGCAUCUACAGUGAACCAUCACAAGGCGCUUCCAACGUUAUAAUAAAUGAUGAUGUUAAUCCACUAAAUAAGGCUUGGCAAGUGUUUUUCAGCUUAAUCUCUAUCUGCCAGUAUCGAUUUAUCAAUUUAUUUAUGCAUGUGGUUGUUUACACGGACAGUAAUUUUGAUGUGUUACAUUAAAAAAAAAAAACCUGUGAAUUUGAAAAAACACUUCCAUGAUGAAGCAACU
Messenger RNA from Colossoma macropomum (tambaqui), 3404 nucleotides. Its product is annotated as glutathione hydrolase 6. NCBI's taxonomy places the organism in Eukaryota, Metazoa, Chordata, Actinopteri, Characiformes, Serrasalmidae. The transcript has 4 exons. The coding region runs from base 196 to 2010 and encodes 604 amino acids. The record is from RefSeq and is a predicted model, not a curated record. Gene Ontology annotation, cellular component: extracellular exosome.